AUGCAGGCUCCUGCUGGGCACACACGCGAUACAACGCAGCAGCAUCUCCAGGCCGACUCCCACAACACGGGCGCCGGCGGCAGCAGCGGCGCCGCCGCCAUCGUAGCAGCUGCAGCUGCAGGGACACCCAAGCUGUCGCCGCCGCAGGCUUGGAAGGAGGGGGAGGGUUCGUCGUUCUUCGUGAAAGCGGCGCCCGGUCCAGCAGCAGCAGCAUUGGCAUCAGCAUCAUCGUCCAGUGCAAUGCCAGGCCAUAAUCAGCACCAGCAACAAACGCAUAAUCGUAGCCCGUCCGGCUCGGCGUGCGCGUCGAGACCGUCAUCGGCGUCGUCAGCUGCCUCGCCGUCCCUGAUGCCGUCCCAGCGCAAACUUUCGCCCCCCAAGACGACAACAACCACGGCGACCGCCACGUGCAGGGGGAAGGGCGUCGCGCCACUCGUCUCGUCCGAGCGCGCGAGCAGGGACGUGCCGCCAGCUGCAGCGGCAAGUGCUGUCGCUGGCGCUGGCAGGGAAGCUGCUUUGGGUGGUGCAGGUGCAGGAGCCGACGCGGGAACAAGUGCAGGAAUGACUUCAGCAGGAUCCACCGGCGUUCUUGCCUAUGCCGCUGCGGCCGAAGUUGGUGGUGACGGUGACCAGCCGCCGGACCGCGACGGCGAGCCAGCACGAGAGCAACAGCAGCGCCCUCCGCUGACGCCCGCCAGCAGCUCCGCGACGGCCGUUCCGCUCGCAUUCAGCCGCGCACGCGCGCACGCGCACGCAGACGCGGACGAGGAUGCUCACGAGGCGAUAGAGAUUGAGCGCUCCAUCGGCGGCGCGUGCAGCCUGCAAGAUUCUGCGCUCCACGCGGCGCAAGGCAUCGGCAUCGGUGACGGUAUGGGCGUAGGGGGCAAGUGCAAAGAAGAGGUGCCGGAGGAGAGGGACGACGAGAAUGCAGAGCAUGAAAAAGUCGACGGCCUGCUGUCCCGAGCCGCUGCGGCGCUCUCGCUCGCGCCGAUGAGCGGCCACGGCGCCCAGCAGCGACAGCAAGCAGGGCGGCGAGUCCGCGCAGCGUCGCCGUCAUCGUUGUCAUUGCUGCCGAUUGCGCGGUGCGGUGCGGUGGCUGCGACAGAAUCAGCAUCUCCUUCCGCGCGCACGCGCCGCAGCUCGUCCAUAGGCGGCAUCUUUGACCUCGAGAGCGAUUCACCGCCGACGGCGGUCAAGCCGCUUCCUUCUUCCUCCCCCCCUUCCUCCUCCUCCUCUUCCGCUGCCGCCGCUGCCGCAGCCGCUUCGAAGCCACGUACCCUCACUGCGGACGGCAGCGUUAGCGUCAGCUCGUUGCACCCCCCAUCAUCAUCGUCAUCAGCAUCCACGACCGCCAGCAUGACACUUCCGCGCACUCCGUCCCCCUUUGCAUCGCAGCAUCAGCCGCCUCGCGCCGUAGCGCUUGGAAUGCGCAACGUCUCGCCCAACUCGUCGUCGUCAUCCUUGCGCUACGAGUACCGUGGCUCUGACGCACUACAACAGCAGAAGCCACGCGAGCGCCACCAACAACAACAACAACAGCAGCAGCAGCAGCGCCUGUCGCCUGCGUCGUCCGCGCUGCUGCUGCGCUCCGCGUACGAUGCGGCGCCUCGCACAGGUGCGAUCGGACGCCCCUCGCCGUCGCCGUCUCCAUCCCCGCCUCCUUCUUCGUACGCACAUGCGGGCGCGAUACCGAUCCUUUUUGCCGGCGGGGGCGCCGCCACCGCCGCGGGCGACGGUAUUAGCAUGGGGAUGGGCCUCUCCGCGUCCUCAGGCGCUUCCGCACCGCCGCCGCCGCCACACCUCGUCGGCUCUUCGUCGUUCAGCCUCAGCCCUAGCCCCAGCCCCAGCUCGAUGCAGCACGCGCUCAAGCUCACGCUUCCGGGAAUCGGCAGCGCCAGCCUCGGCGCCACCGGCGGGCGCGCGCCGUUCGACACGGCGCCCAGCUUCAGCAGCCCGUUAGCGCAUGCUGCCGUGCUGCCCGACCCGGAUUUUGAGGACUUUGAGGAGCAGCUGGCGCACGAGCACCGGCAUGGACAUGGCCAUGGCCAGCUGGGGGGCGACUUGCAGCAAAAGAACAAAAUCUUGCUCCAGGUGACAAGCGGCGCUGGCGGCUCCACCUCCGACAAUGAGGGCGAUGCCAAUGCCGACGCUGGAGCUGACGACGUGGGUCCGGCGCCGAAGAGCAGCCAGAGAGAGCCGGAGCGCUGGCAGUCUUCGAAGCGGACUGCCUCCGCAACGAGCCAAGGCACCACGCUCUCCGACGGUGACUUCUCGCCCGAAGGUGGGGCCGGAGACAGCAGCCACGUCCGCUCCUCGUCUUCUGCGACAAGCAGCAGCGAUAGGCGCAGCGUGUCGGACCGACAUGGCCGCGUCGUCUCCGCGUCUGAGAUCAAAUUCUUGCCGCGCGAGCGCAUCGCAUCCGGCGGGAACCCCGUCCCAUUCGGCAGCAUGGCCCCCCCGCCGCUGCACGUCGGCCAACAGCAGCAGCAGUUUGCAGCGCGCGAACAGCAACGGUCGGCGUCUGCGUCUGCUGCGCUCAGCAUCAUACCCGCCGGAAGCGUGAGGGCCGGGAAAAGCGUCGACGUACCAUCCCGCUCCCGCGGCGAAAACGGUGGCUCGCCCACGUUCGCCAGCUCGGGAACGCAGAGUCCGACCCCUCUUGCUUUUCGCGCCGGCGCCGGCAGCAGUUUACAGCGCGCCAACUCGACAAGUACACGUGUCCGAGGCGUGACGGGCCCUAGCUCGAAUGCUUCGCUGCCGACUGCGCCGCUCGCAAUCGCAGUCGCGGGUCGCGGACCUGCGUCUGGCUCCGCAGGGGCCAGCCACCACGGCUCGUCGCUAUCCGUCUCGUCCAACGUCUCUGUCCUGUCGACCGAUUCGAUGGACAGCAUCUCCCCGCCUCAUGGAACCUACGGCGGCAGCGCGGCGUCCCUCGCGACCAGCUGGGGCGGCGGAAGCAUCAGCAGCGGAGCAGGAGGUGGGGGCGGACUGGCCGGCGAGCACAGCGGGUCCACGCUUGGCCUCAUGGCGAGGCGCAGCGUCGGGCCCUCGGGCUCGCUUGGUCCCGCAGGAAGUGGAAGGCGCAAGCGCAGACCAUCCGCUCCCGCCAUGCCGUCCGCACAUGCACAUCGACGCGCUCGCAGCCUCGGCGGUGUUUUGCUCGCCGACAUGGGGUCUGCGCAAGGCACCAGCAGCGGCAGCCUGCACAGCAACACCAGCAACGAUACCUCGAGCAGCUCUCCCGCCAGCAGCAAGAGCUUCCUCGGCGGCUACGUCGGCUCGCCGAUCGGCGGGCCCGACGGCGUCGACCCCAGCCUCGUCGCGGCAAUCAAUCGAAACGACAGUAGCUUCCCAGGUACGCCCGUGAACGAGCAUCCGCGUCUGCUCUCUCUCUCUGCUGCAUCGGGCAUGUCCCUCGCCGCGGCAGGCUCGAUGAACCCUUCGACGACUCCAUACGUCAAGAGCGAACGGGAUCGAUCCAAGACGACCUCGUCCACGUCCAUUGGCUCGCAGCAGAGCAGCUUGACGGCCGGCUCGCGGUCCGUCUCGCGGUCCGACUCGGUUUCGAGCGGAAUGAUCCUCAAUAGGAAACGAUCCGACCUACUCUCCAUCUUGCCGGACACGCGAGCCCUGGCCAACAGCUACCCCGCCAUGGACGAUAUUUCCUCCGCUAGCGAAGCGGAUAAGCAGGCAGAAGCCAGUGGCCUUGCGCCUAGUCCACCGAUCGGCGGUCCUGAAGGCUACAAACGCUUGAGGGCACGUAGUCAGACGGUCGGACUGGCUAGUCCAAAGACCGCUGCCGCGGCUCAGUUUGGUACUUCGGCUAGCGCCAGCAGCAGCAGCAGGUUGGGUGGUAGCAUGCCGAGAAGCGGAGGCAACCCGCUGGCAGAUGCGAUUCGACUGCAACGAGUGCCUACGUCCGUCAGGCUUGCUGGUGAUCUGUUCCUGCCGCCGUCGCCACGCUUGCAGAAAUCGCAACAUACCGCUGGCGGAGCGACUUCAACGUCGACGGCCACCGGCCGGAGCCUUGGUUUGGGAAUCGGAAACAUGGGCGCGGGCGGUCUUCAAUCGCAUAGCCCAUCCGGGUCCGCGUCCUCGCCAUGGUCGCCGCAGACCCCGCUGGCAACGCGAAGUCCGAGCCCUGUGCACAUCAAGAACAAUAAAGGCUCUCCGCCAUCGCCUGAAAAUGAGUACAGCUCUGAUCAGUCCACGAACAGAGUUGACUCUCGAGACCCACUCUACAUAUCCAUUCCCCGUCGCAGAUACUCAGCUUUGCCGUCGGCGCCGCAUGCGUCGCUCUCUUCGUCUGUUUCUCCUAAUGCGACGAUGCUAUCAACGUCGAUGUCGCGUCCGCAAAUAGGCUUAAUGGACAGCCCACCCGGCGCAGCUGUUAGAACGACGAACCGCAAGAGGUCCAGCGCAUCCCUUGCGCCCCUGUUCUCGCUGCCGAGCAGUCCGAAUGUGUCCUUGCGGCAGUUCGUGUCUUCGCGACAGAGUAGUGGGAGCGAUGCCAUCGCUCCUUGGCGAAAUGCUUUCGAUGACGGAAAUUCGACUCGGCCGGCUCCAUGGAUCGCGAGCUCUCAAGAAGUCAAGCUUCGGCCAAACCUCCUGGACCAGUGGGAUCCACUUGCUUGCAGCAACACUGCGACCGAUGAGUAUGCGAAGAUCAUCGUCGCGAGCCGGAAUGCCAAGAUGCAAAAGUGGAAGAGCAGCAGCAUGAUACCAAAGGCAGGAUCUCCUGCACUGGGCGCGUUGCCACAAAUGGAAGGUAGCACCAGUGGACGGGUGUCUCCUAAACGGACCUCGCUCACGAGCGCAGAGCUGCUUCGAAAGCGAGAGAAGAUUCUGGACGUGGCAACGAGCGGGUUCGAACCGGAUGAGAAGGCUUCGUCGUUCGAGCGCGGAGAGAUUGAGUGGGUAGACUGGCUUGACGAAUACCAAAGGAUGAAGGAGACCAAGAUGCGGACCGAACAGGAAGAGGAGAUGAAAAAAGCAGCUCCAAGUGCCACAGUGGGCAAAAGCGAGGACAUGCCUUCCUCCGGAUCAGCUUAUUUAUCGCUUCCACCAAAUGCUCACCUAAGACCACGGUCUCCACUGGAGCCGAGAUUGUCCAAGAGUCAAAGUCAAAGCCAAUUACUCGGAGAAGGUGGUACUCCGCGGCGGCCAUCGGAAGCACCAAGGAGCGCAGCGCUGAGCAGCACCAGCACGGAAUCUAGGUCUACUUCGCUCGCUGGCUUGUCCCCCCGCCCGUCUGCAGCGUCUGAUUCUUGGACGUCCAAGCAGAGGUCUCUAUCCUCCUCGCUAUCCAUGGUACGAACGUACAGCGAGAAGCCGACAGGAAACAUGCUCGCCAGUGGGAAGAAGCGCAAGAAUCUUGGAGGCAAAAUUGAGGCAUGGUGGUCCGCCGUCAAAUCAGGAUUCAGCGCCCAUGGUCCGGAAGAUAUUCCGCGCCAGCAUCCCACCGCUAUUCCCUCUCCGCCCUCAGGCAAAGGGCAUCGACGCAUGCUUGCCAAAGACAAGCCUGAGUCCGGCUUCGCUGCUGCAUCUGGCGGAUUCGGUCAGCACGCCAGGGCGUCGAGCAGCAACAAGCCCCUUGAGGCUGAAACAUCAGGGCGUACGCUGCGCUCGCAAACUUCUGCGCACACCCUUAAGAGCAGGAGUGACGCUUUUGAGAAGCCAGCGAAGACGGACGCAGCUUCUGCUGCGCCCCUUGUGCUUGCUUCGCGAGAAGCGUCAGCAUCUUCCCCAUCUCUUUCGUCUGCGCCAGGGAGCGAAGACACGACAGGGAAGGAGGGUAGUAGGGAUAAUAUACGCAAGAAGCAGCCUCCACUGACCCUUAAGCUCGACAAAAACCUGAGCACAUUCACGUCUGCAGCCUUCCGUUCGGAUCAGCCGAGAUCCUCGAACGGGCAGCGCUCAGGAAGUGACUCGCCGCCUGAUUCGCCUCGAGGUACCAGAAAGUUGUCACAGGCGUGGGGACGCCCGACACCGACCUCAGCCUCUUCCAGUGAGCGCUCGCAGUUUGAGAUUGCGCUUACCAGCCACAGAGACUCGGCCGGCAAAGCUCGUCAUUCUGUGGAGACGCCUCCGACAAUGUCGCACUCGAAAGACUUCACCAUCAACUACAUGCGUCAGCAGAUCCGUCAACGCCUUGCUUUGUCAAAGCAGACUUGUGACAAUGAACUCCGCAAAAUCGUGGCUGCGAUCAAUCGCCUCGUGGAGGAGGAGCUGCAAGAAGCCAGAAACGACGAGGCCGAGUCUCAGGGCGGCCUAGGGCUCGAAUCAGGCGUAGAAGAGCCAAACAAUGCAGCGUCGUACUCUCAAGCGCCAGUGCAAGCAACUCCAUCACGACAGAGUAUUGCAGAGCCGCAGCACUCAAGUGCGAUUGAUGAUACGAACUUUGACCCAGACGAGACGGCUCACGCAAUUGGAUUGACGCCGUCCGAGACUCAGACACGGCCCUCGGUGGAGCUCGCUGAGUAUCGACUUGCUGCUCCGCCGCAGCGUGCGGCUGAUGCUGUCAAGUCAUAUUCAUCGCAAGGCGUUUUGCAUCGUCAUCCUGGUCUUCGCUCGUUGCGCAGUGCACAUGCGCGAUACAACCACUCCUCAUCUAACUCAACGUCAAGGUCCACGUCAAGGUCGCAGUCACCAAUGCCUGCUUUCCUCUCAGGAGCAGUACCCCUCGCGGACUCGCCGAACUUGUCACCCGCACGACGAUCACGUCUAUUGCCAGCAGAAGAUUUGUCGCAAGCGCCGUACAUCCCUGCGCUGCAGGACAUCGUGACUCUUGCGGUGGAGGUUAUCGACACGCCCAUCAGUGUCCUGACCCAGCGGUCUGGCAUGUGCUCUGAGAUCAUCGCUAAUGUCCAAGCCGUCGGGCGAAACUGGGAUGAUCAUCCAGAUUGGCCAGGCAGGAACUGGUAUGUUGAACUUUUGCUGCACAUUGCAUCCUUGUCACGCGUCGUCGAAUGGUGGGUCGCCGAGAAGGCCAACUGGCAAGACGUUAACGAUGAGGACGACAACCAAGAAGCGCACCCCGUCAAGUUCAUCCUGGGUCCGCAGGCACAAGAUAUGGACCCCAUCGUUGAAAAUAGAUCAGCGGCCGCUAGAGCACAUUCUGUCGCGAGUCCUGCCAAAGCAGACGAUGCCAGGGAUAGCGGUGUGGACAGCGCUCCCAGUGGCACCAAUUCUCCUGCGCUUUUACCCGUGGACAAACGCGUUCGUCGAUCCCGUACGAAUAGCCAUGUGGUACAUCCGAAAGAUUCGAAGCGUGCGACAUCAGCCGCUCGCACGUCUGCCAAACAUGACAUCCCGAAUGUGCUCAUGGAGUUGGCCCUCGACGGCGACCAGAUCAUUUACCUCAGUCCUUCCUGGCGGCAUGUGAUCGGCAGUGAGCCCGACGAGCUCAUAGAUACGCUGGUCUCCAUUUUGCUAGCUCCGGUAGACGAAGACGUCUUCCAAGAGGCAUCAGCCCAGCUCCAGGCAAACCCCGCACACACUGUUGAGGUCAGCUUUCGGUUGCGACUUCCGCCGGCAGUAUCGAGCAAAGACGAGAACGUGCACGACACCCCCCUCUUUCAACGUAUGGAGGGCAAAGGAAUGCUCAUGCACGACAGGCAACUCGGAAUACUGUCUCACACCAUGUGGGUAUUCAAGCCAACGUCGCCCCCAGAGCCAGAGGCAACAUUGGACGGUGACAGCGUCAUGGCCCGUGCCACCUCCAUGUCGGACCAGACCUCGUCGCAUGGCUUUGCGGCAACCAUUCCGCUGGAGCCUGUGAUGUGUAGGAUCUGCGAACGCGACAUCCCUACGUGGUUCUUCGAAACGCACUCAGAGAUCUGCAACGAAGUGCAUCGUCUAGAGAUGGAAAUCGCAGAGUGCAACGAGAGCCUUCUGGAGGUGAAACGAGCCGCCCAAUCCAUUGCUGAGGCUAUCGAGAACGGGCCGGAGACCGAUGCAAACCCUCCUUGCUACCAAGGAGUUCCCGUGACGACACCGCCGCCGUCUCAGCAACCACCUUCUGCCUUGGAGGGCCUGCAUCGGUCUUUGUCGCUCCGUCAAACUCAGCCAGCUUUGGUGCGGAAGCAGCAUCUCCGAGCGCUCGACAGCGCGGUCGAGGCGCUGCAAGCAGCAGCGUCCAUUUCCACGCCUGCCGUCAAAGAGGACGAAGCGAAUGUACCUGUUGAGAAGCAGCGUCUAUUGUCGCCUACCUCUGAAGACAAAAUUUCCCAGACUCGGGGCUGGACGAAGCCUCUGAUGGACGACCCUGCCCUCGAUGCUCUGAUGGACGAUGCAGAAAGUCACAUUCGCGCAAAACUCAGCGGAGUGAAUCGCAUGGUCAACACUAUCGUCUACGUCGAGACGGUUCGUUUCGAAUGGGAAGAGCGCGUAGAAGCGGCUCUGGUUAGCAUUGAGGAGGCAGAGAACUCCGGAACGCCGUCCAGCAAAGCCGAGACGGGUGAUGGCGUCGCUCGCGACAAUGCCUUACAUGCGCUCGGUUCUGGUCAAGCCCUCAACGACAGAGACGAUGACCUUCAAAGACGUACUACCGGUCUGCUUGUGGAAGACAUUCCGCCUUCCGAUAAGUCCGAGCUUCAUGAUGGCGCCGUCGAGCACGCCAACACCGAGGUGCCGCCAAUGGAAGAAGGCGCCAUGAGCGAGUCGCUUGCAAACUUGCCUGGUAUUCCGAUCCCGUCAGCAGCUACGCAUGCUGCGCACAAUCUUCUUCGCUCUGGUGCAGCGGUCGGGCCGCAAUACCUCAGUUCUGCAGAUGGCUCUCUUGGGGUGCGGGGUUCGAAUGGAACACCGCCUUUCUCACCUCGUCUGUCCCCCGCGGCUGCAGCCAGCAGUCACGGCGGUCAGUCCUCGCGCAAAAUGAGUAUGUCACAACAUCGAGGCUCGAUCGCAGGAUCCAUGCCGAUGUCUCCGCGCCUUCCACCAACGGCCCCAGCUUCCAGACCAACGGCAACCACCAUCAAAGAUUUUGAUAUCAUCAAGCCGAUCAGCAAGGGUGCUUUCGGUUCGGUCUUCCUGGCGAAGAAGCGUGCCACCGGUGAUUACUACGCCAUCAAGGUACUGAAAAAAUCAGACAUGAUCGCCAAGAACCAGAUCCUGAACGUCAAGGCUGAACGCAUGAUUUUGAUGACUCAGACCCAGUCUCCGUUCGUCGUGAAGCUGCUUUUCACUUUUAAUGACACAAAUUAUCUUUAUCUGGUGAUGGAAUACCUCCCUGGUGGCGACUGCGCGUCGCUAUGCAAAAUGCUUGGAGGGCUGGACAUCGAAUGGACAAAGCAGUAUAUUGCUGAGAUCGUGAACGGCUUGGACCACUUGCACUGCCGAGGAAUCGUACAUCGUGAUCUGAAGCCAGACAAUGUCCUCAUCGAUCAGAAAGGUCAUCUCAAGCUAACCGACUUCGGCCUCUCCAAGAUUGGACUUCUCGGGCGUCAAACGCAGGCCGGCAAUCGAUUUGGAGUCAUCAGCUUGAACACUGGCCGUCGAGAUUCUGGACAACGCUCAAACAGCCAGUCCGACGGUCAAGCUAAGUCCUCGGAUCGCAAUCCACCUCUCACGCCUUCCUAUCAGACGCAGGUGCCUCAUCCCGCUCGAAACCGGAUCCUCAGUACAUCGACCGAAGCAAGCGACUCUAGCGGGUCGGAUGGCGGCCACCUCCGCGCAAAAGGCCUUUCGCCUGCAUAUGGGCUCGAAAGCCCGCAACAUGCCUUUAAGCAGCUGCAGCUUCCCGAGCUGCCCAAGACAGAUAGACAAAACUCGAGCCCGCACGAUGCUGCCAAACGAUUCGCCGGCACUCCCGACUACCUGGCCCCGGAGAGCAUCCUCGGGAUCGGCAUUGAUGAUAUGGCGGUUGACUGGUGGGCACUGGGAGUGAUCCUCUACGAGUUCGUCUACGGCUAUCCGCCCUUCCACGACGACACGGUGGACAAGGUGUUCGACAACAUUCUGAGCAGACGCAUCGAGUGGCAUGACGGUGUCGUCGAUGUACCGCCAGAAGCUCGAGAUCUGAUGGAGAAACUCAUGUGUUCGGAUCCGAAAGCCCGUCUAGGUACCCAUGGCGCAGACGAGGUCAAAGUUCAUCCGUUCUUUGAAGGUAUUGACUGGUCGAACCUCACCACUGGGGAGGGACCUUUUGUUCCUCAAGUCAGCGACCCAGAGUCGACGGAUUACUUUGAUCUGCGCGGAGCUGUUUCGCAGUCGUUUGUCGGAGAGGACGGUCGCGAAAAUACCAAGGACUUCGCCAACGCGAUCGGGAAGCAGCCAGACAUGCAGCCGACUCACCCAUCGGCGCGUUCAGGUCGAUCACAGCAAGAUGCGUCAACGGAUGCAUUUGGGUCCUUCCGAUUCAAGAAUCUCCCGGUGCUCAAGCAAGCAAAUGAUGAGGUCGUCCGGAAAAUGCGCGGCGACCAGCUGCCGCCGAUGACACAGACGCUGGAGCAGCCGCUGAUGCACGCUCGGCACCGCAGCUUGUCCGGACGCGCAGGGCAAAAAGGGCGGCUCAGCAUCGCUGGCCCGCCGUCGCCAUCGACGUCGGUAUCGUCUCAAAGCUCAACGCCGUCGCGGUCAACCGCGCCGACUUCGCCGUCGGUUAUGCCGCACAUGGUCGUUUCGGCCAACCAGAAGUGGCGCACAGACACGCGGCUGCACAGUGGCCUGUCCGCCGGGUCGAGUGACUCUCCGUCUGGCGGCGGCUUGCAGCUGCAGAGCCCCGUGACAGGAGCUCGCCGCGGGGCCGCCCCCGGCGAUGCUCUGUCGGCUGCGAGUGCUUCGAUGGACGGCGCCAUGUCGCGCUUCCGCGCACUGUCGCUCAACGUGGGUGAGCCCCCAGCCAUGUCGCCGCUGUGGAGCCCUUUGCAAGCGGAUGCGCUGGAGCUUGACGAGUCGGCUCUGGACACGCAGGACGAGGCGAAGGAGGCGAAGGAGGCGGCCGAGGAAGCAACGCCACGGGCUGACAUGGACAUGGACAUGGGCGGCGACGGCGACUGCGACAGUGGCGGCGCUAGCGGUGGCGAGAGCGAGAGCAGCUCUGAGGAAGGACAAGAGGAGGGUUCGGAUGCAGCGUCGGAUGAGUCGGACACUGUACGAUGCCUGAUCGCAGAGGACAACCCGAUCGCGCUUAAGAUGCUGGAGAAUAUCCUGGUCAAGGUCGGUUGCGAGUGCCGCUGUGUGCGCAACGGCGCUGAGGCGGUGAGCCUCGCGAUGGGAGAGACCAAGUUCGCUGUCAUGUUUAUCGACGUGACGCUGCCGAUCGUCGACGGGCACGACGUGUCGCGGAUGGUCAAGUCGACGCGCAACGCGAACAGCCUCACACCCAUCAUCGCGCUCGCCGGCGGGUUGGGGCGCGACGGCGACGCAGAGCAGGAGCUGCUGUCACAGUUGCUGGACGCGUCGAACAGCGUUUUUGACGGUAUCCUCGCCAAGCCGCUUGAGAAGAGCCACGUCACAGAGCUCCUGCGCAAGCUUGGGCUCACAGCGCUGCAGCAGCAAGCGCGGCCACAAGUGCCGGUACAGGGGCAGGGACGGACAGAUGCGGUGCCGGAGGGAGAAGAAGAGGAAGGCAUUGAUGGGCCUGCCAGCGACGUGAUGAGGCAACAGCAGCGGAGCACGUGA
Molecule: messenger RNA, 11622 nt
Organism: Tilletiaria anomala UBC 951
Lineage: Eukaryota; Fungi; Basidiomycota; Exobasidiomycetes; Georgefischeriales; Tilletiariaceae
Exons: 6
Coding region: 1-11622 (3873 amino acids)
Biological process (GO): peptidyl-serine phosphorylation; phosphorelay signal transduction system
Cellular component (GO): nucleus; cytoplasm
Molecular function (GO): ATP binding; protein serine/threonine kinase activity
Source: RefSeq, a predicted model, not a curated record